Molecule: messenger RNA, 492 nt
Organism: Fusarium pseudograminearum CS3096
Lineage: Eukaryota; Fungi; Ascomycota; Sordariomycetes; Hypocreales; Nectriaceae
Exons: 2
Coding region: 1-492 (163 amino acids)
Source: RefSeq, a predicted model, not a curated record
AUGACUGCCUGUAACUACCGCGAUGCGUCUUCGUACGCUCCCGUGUUCCCUUCUCCUCUCAACCCUACAAGUCAUGGACCAGUCAACAAAUAUGGAGCUGUCCGUAUUGCUCGCCGAAGACGCAGUCGAGCUGGUCGACGAGGACCUCCUGGAUCCCACACUCUCACCCAGCGAUUCCUUCGUGUCAAGGCUGCUGAUGCGUGGAGGGGACAUGUUUUAAGUGCUCAGGUUACUCAGUACGAGUACGCUGAAGCUGCUGCCAUGGGAGUUAUAAGGGAAACCAAGAACAGAAACUGCUGUCCUUCAAUGCCCGGCCUCAAGAACUUUGGCCUCAACUUCUCCCUCUCCGACGCCCACCGCAUCGCCAGCAGAAUCAGUCUGCCCGAUCUAUCAUGCCUCAAGACAAGACGCAUGCUUCUCGCCAUGGGCCUCGUCGGUCUGCUACCAGCCCUCAAGGUCCGUGAUGCUCUGAGAGCGGCCGAGUCGUUAUGA